This is a messenger RNA of Dinoponera quadriceps, 1409 nucleotides long. RefSeq names its product dnaJ homolog subfamily C member 28. Bases 223 to 1317 code for a protein of 364 amino acids. The transcript has 5 exons. Lineage: Eukaryota; Metazoa; Arthropoda; Insecta; Hymenoptera; Formicidae. The record is from RefSeq and is a predicted model, not a curated record.
CGGACAGAACUUAGGCGAAUAUCAGCGAAGUCGAUUGUGGUCGUGUGGCUGUGAUUAAUGCGUGAUUAACGUGUUGUAAAAUUUCGUGUUUGUAUAUAAUAACAUAAUAAUACGUAAUAAUAUUACGUAACUUAUAACGAGAGAUGAUGCGACGUGAAUAAUAAUAACAAAUGAUAAGAAAAUAAUAGUUAAUCUGUGACAGUUCAAUAUAUACUGUAAAUCAUGUUUUCUUUAAAUCGGAUGUAUUCCACGCCAAGAGCCUAUUUAACUUGCAUGCCGUACGGCGAUUCAAUUUUUCCCAGAAGAUUCAAUCAUCGACAUACGUCUAAGCGCACUUCGAAGUUGUAUCAGACGCUGGGUGUCACGGAAGACUGCGAAGACGAAGCCUUGAGAUUAGCAUUUGUUUACCUCGCUAAGCGAUUUCACCCGGACAGCGGGACAUCGGAAGCCGAUACUGUUAGAUUUUCUGAGAUUGAAAGCGCGUAUAGGGAAAUUCGGAAGAUUAGGAACGCGCAGAGUGACAAGCAGGUGUUGCCAGAGGUGGAAGAAUUUGACAUCAAGCACACAGCACCUCAACAUCGUCACUACUUGACUUUUGAUGUGGGGAUCGGCACGCCGAGCAAAAGACAGAGGCUGCACACGAUACAGAGGGCUCAGAAGGCGGUCGACAACGUGAUGGAGCACAGACUGAAGAAGCUGCAAGCUGAGGAACGGAACACAUUGGUCGGCAUGGAUAAGCAGAGGGCCAAAGAUAUUAAAACUCGUUACGGCAUGGAUCGUUUGGUGGAGGACUUGAUUCAAGAGGCGAUGAGCAGGGGUGAAUUCAGAGACCUACCUGGAAUGGGGAAACCAUUGACUACCACAAGCGCCAGGAAUCCUUACGUUGAUUUUGUCACUCAUAAGUUAAAUCAGAUAUUGAUAGACAAUGGAUUUACUCCGGAGUGGAUACAGCUGUCGAAAGAAAUCAGGGAAGAGACGGAGGAGUUGAGGAAGAAAUUGUCGGAAGUGCGUAAUAAUGUAGGCGAGCUUCCGUUAACAGCAAGAGAUGCGUCUGUGUGGAAAGAUCAUCUGGAGAAAUUACAAGUCUCGACUAAACAGAUAAAUAACAAGAUCGAUAAGUACAACUUGUUAGUUCCUAUACUCCAGAAACAGAUGCUUCACGUUCGAUUGGACGAGUUCGCUGAGAAAGCGUUAUCGGUGCCACCUCUUAAAAGUAUCAAGAAAUAUGCAGAAGUUAAUCGCAAAAGCCCCAAUGAGAAUGUUCCUCAAGAUCUCUUUAAUUUCAUCAGUGAUCUGUUUAGUAGGAAAAUUACGUAGAAAGUAAUCUUGCAAUGUGAUAUUAGCGAUUCGUGUAUCGCGAGAACCUAUUUGUAUGUACAAAAAAAUAUAUAUAUCAAUAUAUUAAAGAA